AAAGAGGAGACAGGGUGGAGAUUAGAUUAGGAAAAUAAGCAGCUAAAUCUACCAUGCUCAGAUUACUAAACAGGAUAGAGUCUCUCUCUCUCACACACACACACACACACACACACACACACACACACACACACACACAGGUCCAGGUAAUUAGGUGCAGCAGAGACAUGAUGGCUGAGGAUCUGGAGAAGAUCAUCCAGAGCAUCACACAGGGAGACCAGGGGAGCGUCCUGAAGCAGCUGGAGAACUACAACACCGAGUUUGCACAGUGUUUCUUCUUUAAUGUGGAGAAACAAGAGAGGAGAAAGCAACACGAACUGGAGGAGUUCCGCAGGAAUAAAGUGAGAGACUACGUUCCUGACUCAGACUCAGGUUCAGGAGAUGAAGAUGGUGAGGACUCUGACCUUAUUUUGCGCAGGAGGUUGGCUGAAGCUCUGCUCUGGUUCAUCAGGACUCGUCUCCAGCCCGGUGUUCUCAGUGUAUGUUUGCGAACGCUGCGCAUCCUCUCCCGUGACCGCCAGGCUCUCUCACCCUUCAUCACCGACUCGGCCAUCCUCACCCUCGCCGGCCUCGGUGGCAUCAAAACACAACUUCUUUCUCACCAUGGCUUUGACCAUCACGAUGAGGAAACAGAGUCAGGAGGAGAAAAGGUGCAUGGCAUUGCCUCAGAUCCUGUCAGCAACAUGAACUUCCAUCUCCAUCGCUGUGAAGAACACUCAGCAGCUCCUCAGGUAAGCUCCACUCCGCCACAGUGUAUGAGCGAGGACAUCAUGAAGCAGGAAAGAACCAACAGCAUCCACGGUGUAUUGGCGAGAGGAAAGAGGGAUGCCAGAGAGGAGGACGAGGAGGAGAGGAGUGAGUGGUGUGAUGAUGGAGAGGUGUGGAGGAAAGAAGCCAUGAAGACUCUCUGCAAUGUCAUCUACAACAGCCAGAGGGCACAGGAGAGGGCCAGUGCACUGAGACUCCUCUCAGGUCUUUCUGAGAAGCUGAAGGAUGGUAUUCGCUCCAUGUCGCCCCCCAGUGGUCGGUUUUAUGAACUGCGGCUGCUGUUUCUGUUGACAGCUUUAAGACCGGAGCUCAGACGACAGCUGCAGCAGGAGAGGGGUGUGUGCAUGCUGACGGGCUCUCUGGAGCAGUGUUUGGAUGUUCAGUGGGCCGACGUGUACGAAGUGGUGGGCUGGGACGCAGUGUCACCCCCUCUCUGUAAGGAGGUGUCUCAGCGUGUCAUCGAGACCCUGAAAGUCCUGUUCAACGUGACGUACAGCUCACACACACAGCAGCCUGAUGAGGAAGAGGCAGCUCUGUAUCGCCGCCUAGCUGCAGUACUGCGCCACUGCCUGCUGCUGCCCUGCCAAGGCGAGGAACUGACAGAGGAACUGCAAGGGCAGACUGUGAACGUGUUAUCAGCACUUCCUCUGCAGUGUCUGGACGUCCUGCUCACGGUUCGUCUUUCUGAGGGUUCCAGGGAAUCAGGUGGAGUCAACAUGGACUGUGUCCACUCACUGCUACUGUUCAUGGAGAGGAGACUGGACAGAGGUUAUAAGCUGAAGGAGAGACUGACUCCGGUGCUGAACCUUCUGACUGAGAGCUGCAGAGCUCACAGAGAAACACGACGUUAUCUCAGACAGCAGAUUCUGCCACCUCUGAGGGACGUGGCGCUGAGACCCGAGCAAGGAGACACGGUCCGUAACAAACUGGUGAGACUGAUGACGCACGUGGACACGGAGCUGAAACACUGCGCCGCCGAGCUGCUGUUUGUGCUCUGCAAAGAGAACGUGGGCAGGUUUGUGAAGUACACUGGUUAUGGCAAUGCAGCAGGUUUGUUAGCAGCUCGAGGUCUCCUGAGCGGACGGAGCUCGACGCCUCAGACUCAGUACUCGAGCGACUCGGACUCAGACACGGAGGAGUACAGACUGGCCAGAGACAAGAUCAACCUGGUGACGGGCCGAGUGGAGGAACCACAACCUGACCCCAUGGAGGGGAUGAGUGAGGAGGAGAAGGAGGCAGAAGCUGUGCGUCUUGUCGCCAUGUUCAACAGACUGUCCAGGGAUAAGAUCAUUCAGCCCAUUUCGGUGAUGCCAGACGGCCGACUGGCGCCUCUCUGUGGCAGUAUGAGGAACAGCACUCUGGAAGAGGAGGAAGAGGAGGAAGAGGAGGAAGAGCAGGAAGCAGAUUAUGAAGAAGUAGAUUAGGAUGUUAUCCCUGAACCUCCAGAAAUCAGCUCCAGCUCUGAUCCAACCGCUAACAUAGUGGAGGUAGAUCUGAUGGUACAGGGUUUUUGAUCAGUAGAUGGAGAGCAAGAUGAAAGGAUUGUAAAAAGAAAAAUAGAAAAAGAAAAGGGAUAGAGUGAGACGCAGUGCAGAAAAGAGGAAUAAAGAACGUGUACACACAGACCCUUACAACACAGACCACUUCCAUAUACCACAAAGUGUGUGUGUGUGUGUGUGUGUGUGUGUGUGUGUGUGUGUGUGUGUGUGUGUGUAGUCAUAUGAUAGCAGCAUCCCUGCAAGAAAAUCUGUAAUAUUUUUUGAAAAGUUACACAGAGAGAGAGAGAGAGAGAGGGAGAGAGGAGACAAAGAAAGACAGCCAUCAACACAGACAGAAAAAUGCUAGCAAGGUUGCCAUGACUGCGUUGCCAUGGUAACUACAGGAAUAUGUAGUUCUCUGGAUUUGAGAUAUUUUCUCUCUCUCUCUCUCUCUCUCUCUCUCUCUCUCUCUCUCUCUCUCUCUCUCUCUCUCUCUCUCUCUCUCUCUCUCUCUCUCUCUCUCUCUCUCUCUCUUCUCUCUCUCUCUAACUCUCUCUCUCUCUCUCUCUCUCUCUCUCUCUCUCUCUCUCUCUCUCUAACUCUCUUUCUCUCGCUUUCUUGGUCCUCUAUUCCUUUCCCAAGAGUGUUUACCACUGGAUGAGAACUGCUGAGGUUCAGAUCUAAUUCCAUGUGAGCUGUAAUGAAAGAAUAUUAGCAGCUAAAUAAAAUAAAUCAUUUCCUGUUCUAUCAAAA
Molecule: messenger RNA, 2999 nt
Organism: Silurus meridionalis
Lineage: Eukaryota; Metazoa; Chordata; Actinopteri; Siluriformes; Siluridae
Product: synembryn-A
Exons: 14
Coding region: 54-2192 (712 amino acids)
Biological process (GO): G protein-coupled receptor signaling pathway
Cellular component (GO): plasma membrane; cytoplasm
Molecular function (GO): G-protein alpha-subunit binding; guanyl-nucleotide exchange factor activity
Source: RefSeq, a predicted model, not a curated record